Messenger RNA from Papaver somniferum (opium poppy), 723 nucleotides. RefSeq lists its product as uncharacterized. The record is from RefSeq and is a predicted model, not a curated record. NCBI's taxonomy places the organism in Eukaryota, Viridiplantae, Streptophyta, Magnoliopsida, Ranunculales, Papaveraceae. The coding region runs from base 217 to 723 and encodes 168 amino acids. The transcript has 6 exons.
CCCUUUCUCCAUGACCCAUUUUCCACACACAUUUUCUCUUCUACAUUUCUUAUUCAUCCACGCUGAACCCUAAACGAGACGGUAUCUAGGGUUCACUGGAUCAUCAGUUUCCUUCUGCUACCACCAGUUCUUCUUCUCAAUCUCCCUCUCUACCACCACCACCACCACCACCACUUUGUCAAAGGUUAAAUAGGUUAAAAUUGAUUCACCCAACCAAUGGAUGAAUCAUGUGAAAUGCCUGAGGCACAAAAAGGUGCAGGUGGAAAGACAAUUGGGGCUUCACCUAAAGUACCCAAAACAGGCUUAAAGGUGGGAUUACUUGAAGAUGUUGCUCUAUCAGCACCUCGUGAUCUUGUUAAGGUUUCUAUUUCAGGUGCAAUGCCGGUAAUGCCACCUCCAGCUACAAGUGAGGCACAAAUGGCUUCGCCUGAAGUACCCAUAAAAGGUUUAAAGGAGGAAUUACUUGAAGAUAUGGCUACGGCAACACCUCUUGAUCUUGUUACAGGCACCACAAUACUUAGUGGAGAUUAUGAUUUUGGGAUCCUUGUAGGUGGUGACAGCUUAGCAAUUAACCCUGAUGGAACACCUGAUAAAGAACCGGUUCAAAAGGUUUAUCGCUUGGGGGGUGAUCCACGAAGCUAUAUGUUAUAUUGGCAAGUGGACCGCGUGAUACUGAAAACAGACACUGAUAUACACAACUCAAGUGUGCCAUAUUGGUGUUAA